Messenger RNA from Hypanus sabinus (Atlantic stingray), 2816 nucleotides. RefSeq names its product ubiquitin-conjugating enzyme E2Z (gene ube2z). Gene Ontology annotation, cellular component: nucleus. Gene Ontology annotation, biological process: negative regulation of apoptotic process. Bases 105 to 1025 code for a protein of 306 amino acids. NCBI's taxonomy places the organism in Eukaryota, Metazoa, Chordata, Chondrichthyes, Myliobatiformes, Dasyatidae. The record is from RefSeq and is a predicted model, not a curated record. The transcript is spliced from 7 exons. Gene Ontology annotation, molecular function: cysteine-type endopeptidase inhibitor activity; ubiquitin conjugating enzyme activity.
GGUGGCAGUAUUGUGUGAAGCUCUUCGGAGCGGGUAGUGCUGGCAGCGGCCGGCGGUGGCGCUGGCGGACUGCGCCUGCGUUGUGAGAGCCGAGCGAGUUGAACAUGGCGGAAGCUCCGGUGGAGGAGAGCGUGAGCCCGAUACUGUUACCAGGCAGCACCGGCUCGGUAGCAACGGGCCUUCUCAGUCAGCUGCAGGCCACCUCCUGGGAUCCGACCCUCAGCGCCGACUGGGACAACGAGAAGCCCUCUCAGCCUUGCUUGCUCCGGAUUAAAAGGGAUAUCAUGUCCAUUUACAAAGAGCCACCUCCAGGGAUGUUUGUGGUCCCAGACCCUCAGGAUAUGACAAAGAUCCAUGCACUAAUCACAGGACCUUUCGACACACCUUACGAAGGAGGUUUUUUUCUUUUCCUCUUUCGCUGCCCUCCCGACUAUCCCAUUCACCCACCGAGAGUCAAACUUAUGACGACUGGGAGUAAUACUGUCCGCUUUAACCCAAACUUUUACAGAAAUGGCAAAGUAUGCCUCAGCAUACUUGGCACCUGGACAGGUCCUGCUUGGAGUCCAGCCCAGAGCAUCUCCUCAGUACUCAUAUCCAUUCAAUCUCUCAUGACGGAGAAUCCGUAUCACAAUGAGCCAGGAUUUGAGCAGGAGAGACAUCCAGGAGACAGCAAAAACUAUAACGAAUGCAUACGGCAUGAAUCUCUCAGAGUAGCUGUUUGUGAUAUGUUAGAUGGCAAGUGUCCUUGCCCAGAAGCACUGAGAAGCGUGAUGGAGAAAUCUUUCAUGGAGUUCUACGAUUUCUAUGAACUGUCCUGUAAGGAUCGGCUUCAUCUGCAGGGGCAAACCAUGCAGGAUCCCUUUGGAGAGAGGCGAGGUCAUUUUGAUUACCAGACCUUACUGAGUCGGCUGCAGGUCAUUAGACAGCGGUUGAAAAAGAAGAACGAAGAGGACGCAGUGGAAGCCGAGUCUGACAGCAGCUCUUCAGGAAAUGAGCAAGACAGUCAAGGUGCCUCCCAUCCCUAGAAAACAAACUCUGGGACAGGCCCCACCUGCGAUGGUGCGGACCCAAAGGAGGUUGUGGGCUGAAGCCGCCGUCCAGGAGUGAGACUGAACACGUGGAUUUGUAAAUAGACCAAAGAUCUGGGAUCUUUGUGGGCAGCCUGUUUUACUCGGCUUUCGCUUUGUAAUGAUAGCAAGAGGAAAGAAGGGUAGAAUUGCCUUGGUAAGAAUCAUAUAAUUUUUUAAAAAGUUUUUUUGCUUUCCAAUCCGUACUCCCUAAUGGCAGGGCACUGCUUUUAUUGUGGAGUGUUGCUCUAUAAUACCUACAUCACCCAUCAAGGGUGCCAGUCCUUCUCAGUAUAACCGCCUGUUUGAGAUGGUAUGGGCAUUUUGUCUUUUUAUAUACUGGCAUUCACAUGCAUUCAGGUCUGUGGUGGCUUCCUCUGGGGUGUGAUUGUUCCAGAUACCUACAGCUCCAAGACCUGUAUUCUGCAGGUACACCAAGGAGAGGGGUAUACUUACAGGGGUUUUAUGGACCAAUGCCACUAAGCAAGGGCCCUGUGGAACCCAGGUUGGAAACCCUUGCCUUAGGCUGAUGUGAGGAGAAAUCUGCAAAAAAGAAAAAUCUUCAAAUCAUGAAAUUAUUGACAAGAAAAUUUUUAAUUCAUUCUCAAUAUACAAAGUUAAUUCACUCCAUUUAAAGAAGAUUGCCUUUGCACACACUCACGGAUUAAUCCAUGGGGUGUAAAGGCCCUUUGAUCUCACAAAUACUGUACAGUUAAAUACUUAUUAAAUACAAGAUGAAUAAGACAAAAUCAGAAAAGUACAGCACAGAAACAGGCCCUUCGGCCCAUCCAGUAUGUGCCGAACCAUUUAACCUACCUUGUCCCUUUGACCUGCACCUAUACCCCUUCCCAUCCAUGCAUCCAUCCAAACCUCACUUAAAUGUUGCAAUUGAAAUGGCAUCCACAGUCAUGCUGCCAGCUCAUUUCACGCUCAGCACUUUCUGGAUGAAGAAGUUUCCCCACGUGUGUAAUGGAAUUUCCACUUACAUGCAUCAAUGUUAGCGACACAGUGCUCUAGUGGUUAGUGCAAUGCUGUUACAGCUCGCGACGUCAGAGUUCGGAGUUCACUUCCGGCAUCCUCUGUAAGAACGUUUGUACCUUCUUCCUGUCUGCCUGUGGGUUUCUGCUGGGUGCUCAGAUUCCCUUGCACAGUGCAAAGACGUACUAGUGACUAGGUUAAUUGGGCCUGUGAUUAGGCUGGUGUUGGAUCAGAGGGUUGCUGGGUGAUGUGGCUCACUGGUCAUGGACAUGUACAUACACAGUAACAGUACCUCAAAUAAAGUAACAAAUAAGGUGCAUUUACGACACAAGUCAAAAAGUGAACAGUAUAACGCUGCUGGUGUGAUGAGACCUGGGUGGUGGUAGGGAGUUCAGAAGUCUUAUGGCCUUGGGGGGAGAAGCUGUUUCCCAUCCUGACCAUUCCUGUCCUAAAUACCUAGUACCUGACGGUAGAGGGUCAAAAACAUUGUUGAACAGAUGGGAGGGAUCAUUGACAUACACAGUGAUCCUGAAUAUACUUUUCAACGUAUUGAGACUGGCAACUGUAAGUAUUAAAAAUGAUGUAUUGAUCAUAGCCUAACUUCAAAUCUCAUACCUAGGAUUGUUGAUCAACUCUAGACACCUGCAGAUUGUCUUUUGGAAUAAAUUGCUCAGUAAUCAGUUACCCGUUACAACUGUGGGGGUCGGAGUUCAGAGUUCAAUUCCGGUGUCCUCUGUAAGGAAGUUUGUACGUCCUCCCUGUGUGUGUGUG